CAUCCUGUCAAAAUCCACCCAGCUGUCAGAAUGAGGGUUUUGUGGCCCAUACCUGCCAAUGUUUGUGUCCCUCUGAACUUACAGGAACCACGUGUGAACAGGUUACCACCGACACAGGAUGUGGUGGUGUAAUUAAUCUGAGUUCGGGUCAAAGCCAGACCAUCGAGUCUCCUGGUUACCCGAAUGCGGUUAGCACCGACAAAGAAUGUGUCUGGCUAGUCAGAGGGCCAAGUGAAUCAAAUAUAAGACUAACAAUAGACGAACUGGAUUUAGCAAGGAAUAAUUUUGAUUCGAAGUGCUAUCACUGGCUAGAGAUUAGGUUCAAUAUGAUCGGCCAAAGUGGAAUCAGGCAGUGUAACACAGUUAGCGGUCAAAAUUACUUAACGACAAAUGAUGGUGAGAGCAACCUGAUGCUCCUGAAGUUUGACAGUCGAUUUAAUAAAAACACCCAAACCUCACAGGGUCAAAGAUUCAAACUGACUGUGAAAGCUGAAGGAGGAACAUCUUCAAACCCAUGCGAUCCUAAUCCCUGUCUGAAUUCCGGAUCGUGCACCGUUGUUGGCUCAACUUUUGAUUGUACAUGCUCAACAGGCUGGACUGGAACAACAUGCGAUACUCCUGUUCUCAGUUGUCAACCGAAUCCAUGCCAAAAUGGCGGCACCUGUUCUAUAAUUGGUAACAGUGUAUCAUGUGACUGUCCACCGGGAUGGAUCGGGCCUAACUGUGAAACCUCAUCCACUGCAACCAGUACAACAACGACGACAACGACCACAACUGUUACACCGCCUACAGGUACCUCCAGACUUUGUAACUUUGAAUCAACUAAUUGCUGGAUGGUGAAAUACGGAGAACUUUACUCAGUACAGGUAUCGUCCGGCAUGGAACCGUAUGCUGGAUAUCUCAAUACUGCCAGAUAUGGAUAUCUUUUACCUGGCUAUUCCUUCAUACUAGAAUCCCCAUCUGGAACCCUCAGUAAUAAACAGUACUGUAUCAGUUUUGGAUUUUAUAUUAACGGCUAUAAUCCCUAUGUGGGCGUUUAUUUCCGCAACAUGUCCCAACAAAUACAGUUUCUUUGGUCAUACAAUCAGACUACUAACGGCAACUGGUACUCUGUGGAGAUCCCAUUUUAUGGAACCUCUUCUGAUCAUAUUGCAAUUGAAGGGUACAUCUCGUAUGGAACUUUCGCAAUUGACGAAAUCCGACUUCUGGAAGGAGCUUGUCCUGCGGGGUUUAGAAGAUAAUGAAAACGUUUGACAAAGAUGUUUUG
Messenger RNA from Saccostrea cuccullata (small rock oyster), 1267 nucleotides. RefSeq names its product fibropellin-1-like. NCBI's taxonomy places the organism in Eukaryota, Metazoa, Mollusca, Bivalvia, Ostreida, Ostreidae. The record is from RefSeq and is a predicted model, not a curated record. The annotation marks the transcript as partial. Gene Ontology annotation, molecular function: Notch binding. The transcript is spliced from 9 exons. Gene Ontology annotation, cellular component: membrane.